GUGCCACAGCAAAACAGGGAAGGGUGGUUCUGGACAGAACCACAAAACACAAGGUCUUAUUUGGAAAUAAACCACCUAAAUUUUCCUCUUUGGUGUAAGAAGCUUGGCUUCGUUAGAGGAAACAAUGAGCCAACCACAAACAGAUCAAGUCAACAGAAAUGGAGAUGUCUGAGUGCAUUUAUGACAAUGAUCCCUGUGAACAACAGCAAAAGGAACAACUCACUGUGGAUACAACUGGAGAGAGUGAUGGGGCGGAGGAGAGGACAGUGGAUAUUUAUGAAAGCGCAGACAUCUACAAUUGUCACACAGCUAGAACACAGGGUGCAGUACAACAGCAGCCAGGCUGGGCUGUUACUGUGUGCCUGGUGCUGCUCUGUGUUCUCCUCCUGGCUGGCAUUAUAGGCAUUGGACUCCACUGCAGAAUCAAACUGCAGACUCGCAGCAAGACCUGGGCUGGAAUGAGUAACCAGACUUUAGUUGAAUUCAAUCACUUCUGCAAAAAUGGAUGCACGUCAUUCAAUAACAGCUUUUACUACAUUUCUUCCGGCCAAAUGAGCUGGGAGGACAGCAGACGAGACUGCAAAAACAGAGGGGCAGAUCUGGCCGUUGUAAACAACAAAGAAGAGCAGGCAUUCAUCAACUCCUUUAAGCGUAUAUUGUGGAUUGGUCUGACUGACAGAGACAAAGAGGGCACAUGGAACUGGGUAGAUGGUUCUGUUCUGAGCAGCCCAAUGUUUUGGGAAUCAGGCCAGCCCAGUGUGAUCUUUAACGGACAGAAGGAGGACUGUGUUAACACUUAUUUUUUUAAUAACAUGUAUGCCAGUUGGAAUGAUGAAAACUGUGCCAACUUGCAACAAUGGAUCUGUGAAAAACGGAUUGACUUCUAACAUCAUUUGUCAAUACACAUUUGGUGAGCACCUUACUGCAGAAACAAACCUUGUUUUUAGGACAGUUUUUCCUUGUAUGCUUUUGUGUGUGUGAUGUCUCUUUGUCAAGUAGCAAACAAAUACAGUCCAGUUGCCCUAAGUUUUGCACAUACAGUAUAUGUAUGACACAAAGCCAGACACCUUACUGGUAUAUUCGUAUUGAGAGAAGUCAAAUUUCCAGACGAUGAAGCAACUUGAAGGAAGCCCUCAUCAGUGAGCAGACACUCUCACACCUUUGGGAAGGAAUGAGGACCCUGAUCUCAGGGUCUUUGUUUAUCCACCAGAAACCGCUCUAACAGGUCAUUGUGGGCUGUGGGACCGUUAGAUCUAUUUGAUAUGCAUGCUUUAUGUUGUGUGCCAUAGGAAAAAGGCUGGCAGACUGAUAUAGGGCCAGUGAGCAGAGGUAUGUUGCUGUUAAAGAUGAAGCUAUGUGAAUUUAUGGCAAUGUAAACUAUUGAUUAAUUGAGCUUUAGUCUUUGCUUUUUUACUGAGUAAACCAUAGUUGAUUCUACAAUAAAGGGCCACACUGGAAAAUGAAAAUCCCAACAAGGGCCAGAUAUUUUGUGUUUAUUUCUUUGAUGUAAUUGAAAAAGAUAAUAUCUUUGGCUGUAUUAUUGCAUGUCUCAUAUAGUCUCCUUACUUACAGUUUGGUUGACAAAAAUGUCAAAAAGAAUGACAAAUACUUUGGGAAAAGCGUCCAAAAA
Molecule: messenger RNA, 1630 nt
Organism: Etheostoma cragini (Arkansas darter)
Lineage: Eukaryota; Metazoa; Chordata; Actinopteri; Perciformes; Percidae
Product: C-type lectin domain family 4 member E-like
Exons: 6
Coding region: 159-887 (242 amino acids)
Biological process (GO): biological process involved in interspecies interaction between organisms
Cellular component (GO): external side of plasma membrane
Molecular function (GO): D-mannose binding; fucose binding
Source: RefSeq, a predicted model, not a curated record